AUGACCAUUCCAUCCAUCCAUCAUGGCUAUCAAAAAGUGCCACUUCAUGACAGCCGCUUCAGUGAAGCGGAUACUGAAUGUGAUUCACCUUGGCAUAGCGACAGAUUUUACCUCAAAUCCGACGGUGGCAUCAACGAGAACUUUCUCAAAGUGGAUGGGGAUGAUGAGGAAGAGGACCUGAUCUCCCCCAUGGACAAGAAGUCCAUGUUUUACUUCGUGGAAUCCUGGUGGUUUCACCUCCUGGCAGCUUCGGUGAUUUGCAGCAAUACUGUGAGCAUCGUCCUUGAGGCCGACUCGACGUCGGAGGAGAGGGGUAUUGGGUGGAUCAAGCAUGUUUGA
Molecule: messenger RNA, 339 nt
Organism: Durusdinium trenchii
Lineage: Eukaryota; Dinophyceae; Suessiales; Symbiodiniaceae
Source: the annotation of a GenBank genome assembly